AUGUCAAUUCUACGUGUUUUGAGUACCGUUCCAUUCAGCAAUCGUCCACCAGUACAAGAUAUAAUAGCUAAUUUACAUUCUUAUUUUACUUUCAAUUUUUUGAUUGGCUUGGCUAUUUUGUUAAGUUAUAAACAAUUUGGAGGUAGACCUAUUGAGUGUAUGACGCCUGCUGGAUUUUCUUCGUCUUGGACUGAUUAUACAGAAAAUUAUUGUUAUACGGCCAACACUUAUUUUGUAGCUAUAGAUAAAGCUGAACAAAUAAUAGUGAAUAUAAGUGAUGAGGAAAGAAGAGAAAGACGAAUUAGUUAUUAUCAGUGGAUCCCCUUCUUUUUAAUUUUUCAAGCUGGGUGUUUUAAAGUGCCUGCUCUAAUUUGGAAAUACUUUCAUGCACAAUCAGGAAUGAAAGUAGGCGAAAUUCUUCGAAUAGCAUCCAGUGAAGCUAAUAGUGAUCCAACAAUUAGAGCGGAUAAUAUUAAUUCUCUUUGUAAUCAUUUGCAGAAAGUUUUAAAAUUUCAUAGAAGAUUGGAAAUGAGAAGAAUUCGCCCUCACAGAUUCUUUCGUCUCUUAAAUAUGAAAUAUUCUGCUUAUUAUGUAACACUUGUAUAUUUAUUAAGUAAAUGUUUAUUUUUUAUUAAUGUAACGGGACAAUUAAAUUUUCUUAAUCGUUAUCUUUUUGGGUCAAAUGAUAAUUUUGGUUUUGAAUUUUGGAGAAAUUUGUUGCAUUGGAAUUCAACUUUUUGGAAGGAAUCUGGAGUAUUUCCUAGAGUUACUUGGUGUGAUUUUGAUGUCAGAGAAAUGGGACAAUCAGUUAACCAUACAGUUCAAUGUGUUUUAGUUUUAAACGUUUUUAUGGAAAAAGCUUUUAUGCUUUUGUGGGGAUGGUAUACAGUUUUGGCAAUUAUUACUUUGGCUAAUAUUAGCGCUUGGUUCUAUGGCUACUUAAGUACAGCUUCUGCCGAACAUUUUAUUUUUAAUCAUUUAGAAAUGGCUGGUGAACCAUUAUUCGAUAAAGAUCCAAAUAUUUUACAACCAAAACAAAUUCAGCAAUGUGUAGCUAAAUUUAUUGUUAAAUAUUUAAAAACGGAUGGAUUAUUUAUUCUUCGAUUAAUUGCCCAACACGCGGACGUGCAAAUGUCAACACAAUUAAUUUAUAAAAUGUGGACAAGUCAUUAUAUUAUUGAAAAACAAAGAGAGUAAGUCUCAAAGUCUAUUUUUUUGUAGAAAAUUUGGAAAAAUUUUGGGGGGUAAAUUUUGCUUAAAGGAUAGUGGGGUUGUUCGAGGGAACGAGAAACCGGACUUUGUUCAAGAAUCAAAAUCGAUAACCGAAAUUUUGUCCCGGAUCCCGUUUCGGUUCGAUUUGUAGUUUUAACUCCUUGGGGUUUUCAUCAAAAAAGAAAAACGAAUGUGAAACAUCAAUAACACAA
Meloidogyne enterolobii is the source of this 1424-nucleotide messenger RNA. NCBI's taxonomy places the organism in Eukaryota, Metazoa, Nematoda, Chromadorea, Rhabditida, Meloidogynidae. The record is from the annotation of a GenBank genome assembly.